UUAUGUUUUUUCAUGUAUCAUCGUAUGAUACUAGAGAACAUUUCCAGAAGAGUGGGCUCACUACUUCAUCCACUAACAAAACCACACUCUUUCUCCAUUAAACCCCUUUCACAACUUUCUCUCUCCUCCAAACCCCUAACCGCUUUCUCUCUCCUCCGCCAUUUCACACCAAAACCUCCAUUAAUGGAUUCCACUGAAAUCUCCCUUCGAAAAGCCCUAGCUGACAAGCAAGCCGCCGUCGAUGCUCAAGCAAACACUGUGAGGGAGCUCAAGGGUUCCGCCGCCGCCGAUAAGGCCGCCGUUAACGCCGCCGUUGAAGGUUUGAAGGGUUUGAAAUUGGAGAAGGCUGCGAUUGAAGAGGAGCUUCAGGAAAUUGUUAAGAGUAAUGGUGGUGAGAGUAAAGAGGCGUUUCGUCAAGGCGUGAUUAAUACGCUUGAGAGGAAGUUGUUUUAUGUUCCUUCGUUUAAGAUCUAUGGUGGUGUUGCUGGGUUGUAUGAUUAUGGUCCUCCUGGUUGUGCUGUUAAACAGAAUGUUCUUGCCUUUUGGCGUCAGCAUUUUGUCAUGCAAGAAAACAUGUUGGAGGUUGAUUGCCCAUGUGUGACGCCAGAAGUUGUGCUAAAGGCCUCAGGACACGUGGAUAAGUUUACUGACCUUAUGGUUAAGGAUGAAAAGACCGGCACAUGUUACCGUGCAGACCAUUUGAUCAAGGAUUUCUGCAAGGAGACACUCGAGAAGGACCUCAGUUUGUCUGCAGAAAAAGUAGCAGAACUCAAGCAUGUAUUGGCUAUGCUGGAUGAUUUUUCUUCUGAAGAGAUGGGCUCAAAGAUAAAGGAGUAUGGUAUAACUGCUCCUGAUACCAAAAAUCCUCUCUCUGAUCCAUAUCCAUUUAAUUUGAUGUUUCAGACCUCAAUAGGUCCUUCCGGCGUGAGCCCUGGGUUUAUGCGACCAGAGACAGCCCAAGGUAUUUUUGUGAACUUCAAGGACCUGUACUAUUACAAUGGCAAUAAGCUUCCUUUUGCUGCUGCCCAAAUUGGUCAAGCCUUUAGAAAUGAGAUCUCUCCAAGACAAGGUCUUCUUAGGGUUCGUGAGUUUACGCUGGCAGAAAUUGAACAUUUUGUGGAUCCCCAAGAUAAGUCUCAUCGAAAAUUUCCUGAAGUUGCAAAUUUGGAGUUUUUGAUGUUUCCAAGGGAGCUGCAGGUAUCUGGGCAAUCUGCAAAGAAGAUGGUCCUUGGUGAAGCAGUUAGCAAGGGCACUAUCAACAAUGAAACUUUGGGUUAUUUCAUCGGGAGAGUUUACAUUUUCCUCACCAGCCUUGGAAUUGACAAAGAACGAUUGCGGUUCCGUCAGCAUCUUGCAAAUGAGAUGGCUCAUUAUGCUGCUGAUUGUUGGGAUGCUGAGAUUGAAUGCUCAUAUGGCUGGAUUGAGUGUGUUGGCAUUGCUGAUAGAUCUGCAUAUGAUUUGCGUGCUCACACGGACAAAAGUGGUGUAGCUCUUGUGGCUCAUGAGAAAUAUGCAGAACCAAAAGAAGUAGAGAAAAUUAUUAUCACUCCAGUGAAAAAGGAACUUGGCCUUGCAUUCAAGGGUAAUCAAAAGAUGGUGGUUGAAGCAUUGGAGGCCAUGGAUGAAAAAGAAGCUAUGGAAAUGAAGGCCAACUUGGAGUCUAAGGGUGAAGUGGAUUUCAAUGUUUGCACUCUUGGGAAGAAUGUGACAAUAACAAACAAAAUGGUAACUAUCAAGAAGGAGAAGAAGAAGGAACAUCAGAGGGUUUUUACGCCAUCAGUUAUUGAACCAUCUUUCGGCAUUGGGCGAAUUAUUUACUGUUUAUAUGAGCAUUCUUUCUAUACCAGGCAAAGCAAAGGUGGGGAUGAGCAAUUGAAUGUCUUCCGUUUCCCUCCACUUGUGGCUCCAAUCAAAUGCACUGUGUUUCCCCUGGUUCAAAAUCAGCAGUAUGAGGAAGUCGCUGCACAAAUUGUUAAGUCAUUGGCUGCGGCUGGUAUCUCGCAUAAAAUUGACACCACAGGUACAUCGAUAGGCAAGCGUUAUGCAAGGACUGAUGAACUUGGGGUACCCUUUGCAAUUACUGUUGAUUCAGAAAACUCUGUCACAGUUCGGGAAAGAGACAGCAAGCAACAGAUUCGGGUCAAUGUUAAUGAGGUCUCAUCAGUUAUUAAAGAGGUGACUGAUGGUCAGAGCACCUGGGCAGAUGUGCAAUGGAGAUAUCCAUCUCAUUCAUCUGCAUCCGCUGAUGAGUAAGAAGAGCUUCUGAAGAAAGAGUUGUUUACAGAGGCGAGGAUUGAAAAUUAUGCUAUUUAAUUGUACACGAUCAUGAUACCAGAUGUGCUGACAGCCAUUUUCCCUUUAGAUAAUUUGUCAUUUUGUCACACUGUAUGUUUGAUUUCUUGUUCUAAAUUAGACAAUUUGGAUAUAUUUGCAUUCAAAUUGAUCUCGGCGACAUACUCUUAGCAGCUGAAAUUACAACUUCUAUGAAUUUUACA
Chenopodium quinoa (quinoa) is the source of this 2495-nucleotide messenger RNA. RefSeq names its product glycine--tRNA ligase, mitochondrial 1-like. Gene Ontology annotation, cellular component: cytoplasm; mitochondrion. The record is from RefSeq and is a predicted model, not a curated record. The transcript has 9 exons. The coding region runs from base 13 to 2253 and encodes 746 amino acids. Gene Ontology annotation, biological process: mitochondrial glycyl-tRNA aminoacylation. Gene Ontology annotation, molecular function: glycine-tRNA ligase activity; ATP binding. Lineage: Eukaryota; Viridiplantae; Streptophyta; Magnoliopsida; Caryophyllales; Amaranthaceae.